UCACCACCACGCGAGUCGAUGAUGCUGUGGCUGUCGUGUGCUCUGUCCCGGCAGAGCACGUGGCUGCGAAUAGAUGGGGCAGUCGUUGGCAUCCCUGUAGAUGUCCAGAUACCAGAAACGACCACGUCUAACAAGCGGGUAGCGGUCUCCUCUCCUUGUUGCGGUCAUAUGGGCUGCACCGGGGCCAAUAAGAAACUCGAUGCAGUAUUGAUCCACCAGGUGAGCGACGGAGAAGAGAUUGAACUUCAGAUCAGGCACAUACAGCACACCAUCCACACACACGGUCUUCUUGCCGUUGUUGACCUCUUUGCAGGUGUACUUGAUGCGGCCGACUCCUCUGGCUGGUACGGACGUGCCAUCGGCCAUCACGAUCUUGAUGUGUCGGUCAAGCGGCUUGAUUUCGUCGAAGAGAAACUGCUGGUGGCAGCAUGUCUUGCCGGCUCCUGAAUCGAUCAUCAUGGAGGUAGAUCUCACAGACACACCACUGACGUUGACCACCUCUUCCUCGCACUUAACGGCCGUGACGGUCCCCACCAUUUCCAGCACAAGUGCGAGGUGUGUAUCCAAGCCAAGAUGAAGAUUCGUCCGUACCUGGGAAAUGCAUUCCGCCAU
This is a messenger RNA of Vitrella brassicaformis, 612 nucleotides long. The record is from the annotation of a GenBank genome assembly. NCBI's taxonomy places the organism in Eukaryota, Vitrellaceae.